AACAUUGACUAAUUUUUUUGCUCAUGAUGUUGAUUAUAGGGCCUACCAUUUUCAUGGUGCAUAUUUCCUACAUAGGUUGCAUGUUGGCAGGAAAGAUGUUAUGUCACCACAAGUUAUGGCAUCAUUGCUUUGCCUAUAGUGGUCUAUUUGCAUUUGAUUAUUCACACAAGGAUUAAACAAAGAACCCCAAAAAAGGAACAUGAGAUCCUAUCAUAAGGUAGUCCUAAAACCAUUUGGGUACAUUUCUAAUUUUGAAUCACGAAUGAGAUGUUGAACAUUAAGAAUGCAUGCAAAUUGAGGGAGAAAUGAAACUAAUGUAUUCUUAUUGUAUGGUAUAGUCUAUGAAGUUCACGGAUAUCACCAACAUUGUAAUCCAUGAUAUUCAUCUCUUGAACAGCAAAUCUUUCCAAAUCAGCGUAUUUAGGUCCCAAGGAGUUCAACUCUACAACGUCAAUAUCAUGGUUCCAGGGGACAGCCCUAAUACAGAUGGAAUACAUAUCAGUUCAUCUGCAAACAUCAAUAUCACAACUUCAACCAUAGGCGUAGGUGAUGACUGUGUAUCAAUUGGAGAAGGCAGCAAUGAUAUCUCUGUCUCUGGCAUAUUCUGUGGCCCAGGCCAUGGAAUUGGGAUGCUCAUUGGAUUGGGUGGCAUAGGAAAAAAAGAUUGAAAAGUUGGAAUCACAAAAGAGAAAAGAUGCAACAACUGUGAAUAAACUCAGUCCUCUGAUCCGAUGAUUAGUAAGGUCAAACUUAUUGAGCCAUUUAAGAUCUAUUUUGAAUAUUUACUCCGUUUACCACUUACUAUCAGACCGAUUGGACAUUUGUUCUUAAAUAUUGGUCCGAUCAGA
Magnolia sinica is the source of this 848-nucleotide messenger RNA. Its product is annotated as exopolygalacturonase clone GBGE184-like. The coding region runs from base 342 to 668 and encodes 108 amino acids. The record is from RefSeq and is a predicted model, not a curated record. Gene Ontology annotation, molecular function: polygalacturonase activity. The transcript has 3 exons. Lineage: Eukaryota; Viridiplantae; Streptophyta; Magnoliopsida; Magnoliales; Magnoliaceae. Gene Ontology annotation, biological process: carbohydrate metabolic process.